AUUCUGGAUGAGCUGUAGAGGUCAGAUGGCACAUGCAGGCAGUCCUGCCAGGAGGGAGUUGCAGUAGUCAAGGCGAGCGAUGAUAAGAACCUGCGUUGCCUUCUGAGUCAGUAGGGGACGUAUCCUCCUGAUGUUGUACAGAGUGUGUCUGCAGGAGCGGGAUGUUGCUGGCACUGAAAGACAGUUGGUCGUCCAGUGUCACACUCAGAUUCCUUGCUGUCCGAGUCGGGGAAACAACCGAGGUGCCAAUGUCAUCAUCUUCUGUGUGAUUAUCAGUCAACUGACAGUUUCCUGUGGCAAUCUUUCUAACAUCCUUUUUUUUGUAACUGUUGUGAAAAUGUGAAAUUGCGUUGAGUAGGCAGGACUGGGUUCAUUGCUGUGUGACAGUCAGGCAGGCGUUGGGCUUUAUCUCUUGACUGAUGAGACCGAAUGGCAGCGUUCAAACAAUAAAUGCACACAAAGAUCUGCAGGAGAUAUCAGCUGAAAAACAUUCAUCUCAAGUACAUAUACAAAGAGGAAGGACACGUCAGUGGGUGAGCAGCCAUGCUGUUCUCUCACCUCCCUCUCCCCUUCCUCCUCCCCUUUCUCUCUCCCCUCCCCUGCAUCUCUCUGUCACCAACCUCCCCCCAUGGAGUUGUCCUCCCCCUGCACCCACCCCCUGCUGCAGCGGCCGGUCCGAUCCUGCAGGAGCGGCCCUUCGUUGUGGUGUGGAACAUGCCCACGGCACGGUGUCACGAACUUUACAACAUCCACCUGGACCUGAGCGACUUCGAUAUUGUGGAGAACCGACAGCAGCUCUUCCAGGGACAGAAAAUGACUAUCUUCUACCGUGACCGCUUGGGGAAAUAUCCAUACCUCUCCCGAGACGGCAGCAAGGUAAACGGAGGGAUACCGCAGCUCAGCGACCUCUCAGCUCACCUUUCCCUUGCGCUGAUGCAGAUGUCCGGCUCACUGCAGCCAAACUUCACCGGUUUGGCCGUUAUCGACUGGGAAGAGUGGCGGCCAUUGUGGGAGAGAAACUUUGGAACCAAGAUGGAGUACCAGAGGCAGUCCAAGCUGCUGGUGAGACAGGAGAGACCGGAUUUGUCAGAAAGGGCCACGACAUUAAUGGCGAGGCAAACGUUUGAGGACAGCGCUCGGAGGUUCAUGGAGGAGACGCUGCGGUUGGCGGGCAGAGAUCGCCCCAAAGGACUCUGGGGGUUUUAUGGUUUCCCUGCCUGCUUUAAUAAUCAGAAGAGAAAGACAGAUGAAAACUACACAGGACGCUGCCACGGGGGGACCAAAAAGCAGAACGACCGACUGUCCUGGCUCUGGCGUCAGUCCACCGCUCUCUAUCCCAGCAUCUACCUGCCACAAAGGCUGGCAGGAUCCACGGAUGCAGCUCUGAUGGUCAGACACAGACUGCUGGAGGCUUUGAGGGUGGCGUCAGUUUGGCGCCAUGGCAACAAUACCGAUCAUGCUACACCAGUCCUUCCCUACGCCAGGAUAGCAUUCGCACACACUCUCACUUUUCUUAACAAGACGGACCUGGUGCACACAUUGGGGGAGAGUGCGGCGCUGGGAGCUGCUGGAGUGGUGUUGUGGGGAGAGCUGAAGUUUGCCAAAUCCAAGCAUCAGUGCAUCCUUCUCAGGGACUACGUACACACCGUCUUGGGUCCCUUCGUCCAGUCGCUGAGGUCGGACACGAAGCACUGCAGCCUCCAACUUUGCAACGGCAAUGGACGCUGCGCCAGGAGACGCCCCAGCUCUAGUCACAUGGUCUCCUCAGGUCCAGCUAUGACCUUUGAUCCUAAUGAAAUCCACCUCCUCACUGACUCCUCCAGUGGCAAACCUUUUAACAACCACUUCAUGUGUCAGUGCUACAGGACCGGGCGGGAGUGUCAAGAGUAGGACGAAAACAGACAGAAGAGCAAGUAACCCCAACUCUGCUAUCAAGGUGGCCGUCAGUAAUGUCAAAAU
This is a messenger RNA of Cottoperca gobio, 1959 nucleotides long. It is a transcript of the gene hyal3, whose product is annotated as hyaluronidase 3. The record is from RefSeq and is a predicted model, not a curated record. Gene Ontology annotation, molecular function: hyalurononglucosaminidase activity. NCBI's taxonomy places the organism in Eukaryota, Metazoa, Chordata, Actinopteri, Perciformes, Bovichtidae. Gene Ontology annotation, cellular component: acrosomal vesicle. Gene Ontology annotation, biological process: carbohydrate metabolic process; hyaluronan catabolic process.